Messenger RNA from Gigantopelta aegis, 581 nucleotides. RefSeq lists its product as uncharacterized. NCBI's taxonomy places the organism in Eukaryota, Metazoa, Mollusca, Gastropoda, Neomphalida, Peltospiridae. The transcript has 3 exons. Bases 16 to 555 code for a protein of 179 amino acids. The record is from RefSeq and is a predicted model, not a curated record.
UGCUCUCUGGAGAACAUGAAGCUGUCGUUGAUUUGUGUCGUACUUCUCGGUGUUUUCCUCGUGUGCUCGGAAGCUCAUCGAGGCUGGAGGCGUCAUGGUUGGGGACGUGGAGGCUUGCGGCGUCAUGGUGGGCUCAAGGGAGGCUGGCGGCGUCCGGGUGGGGACCUUAGAGGUUUGUGGCGUCAUGGUAGGCGCCAUGGAGGCUGGUUACGUCAUGGUAGGCGCCAAGGAGCCUGGCGGCGUCAUGGUAGGCGCCAUGGAGGCUGGUUACGUCAUGGUAGGCGCCAAGGAGCCUGGUGGCGUCAUGGUCGGCGCCAUAGGGGCUGGUGGCGUCAUGGUGGGCCCCAGGAAAAGUUGACAAACUGCCAGAACAGAGUUCACAGACUGAAAGAAGAAUUGGAAACAUUGAAAACCCGGUUGACUGACUGUCAAUCACAAACUUGUUCUGAUCGCAGUACAUAUAUAAACUGCGUUACUAGACAGGGUUGUGGAGGGAAAAUUCGAAGAGAGUACAGCUGCCCAGAUGGAAAAGUGUGUUGUGACACAAUGUUUUGAUGAGCCAAAUAAACACAUUAUGCAAA